Phragmites australis (common reed) is the source of this 4433-nucleotide messenger RNA. RefSeq names its product protein CHROMATIN REMODELING 35-like. The transcript is spliced from 7 exons. The record is from RefSeq and is a predicted model, not a curated record. NCBI's taxonomy places the organism in Eukaryota, Viridiplantae, Streptophyta, Magnoliopsida, Poales, Poaceae. The coding region runs from base 1499 to 4111 and encodes 870 amino acids. Gene Ontology annotation, molecular function: ATP binding; ATP-dependent chromatin remodeler activity. Gene Ontology annotation, biological process: gene silencing by siRNA-directed DNA methylation.
UUGGACAUCUGACGUCGCAUUAACGUAAUUGAAGCAUGCACCUUUUGAAGUGCAUUCUAAAAAGUGAUAAUAUAUUUACUUUUCCUUAAAUUGUGCAGUAAAAAGGUUUUACAAAUAAUUCAGCAUUUCAUGAUAUUCACAAAGCUCAAUUUCAGCUGAUUCAGUCCAAUAUGCUUGAACUAAUAAGAUCAAGAAAAUUCAACAAGUAUAGAAUGGUUGGUGAAGUAUUUUGGCAAUCAAUUCCUUUUACAAACACCUACCAUUCAAGCAACUUGUUUUAUUUAAACCUGGUGUAAGGUGAAUUAUAGUUUGAUUUCUGUACACUACUAUACUGCAUAGAGCUUUAUUCCUCAGUUGCUUAGUUGUUUCAAGCCUCUAUGCAUCAAAAUAGAUGCACUAGAUAAUUCUGUUGAUGCUUUAUGAACAUUCUUACAUAUGUAAAUCUAAAUUUUAAGAAGAAACAGGUGUGUUCACCAGGCGAGUACUGUUUCCCAACUUUUAGAACCUUGGCAUGUUGUUUGGGAAAUUGGAUACUUAUGUGUUUGUAGGUUUUGAAGCAGUUUUUCUGUUUUGUGCAUUAACACAAGUUGUCCGGUGAAAACUUUGUGGAAAACAGCUUGCUCAUGUUUAUGCUGCCCCUUGCACUCAUUCUAUGCUCUUUACCUUUUUAAAUUAUCCUUUGCAAGCUAGUAUGUUCAUGAUUUGGAGGCCACUGCAUCCUUUGAACUUGGUCUAAGAUAUUAUUGUAGGUCAUACCAUAGUCACAGGGAAUGGGUGGACCUCACUUUCCCCGAUCCAGGAUGCUGUCCCGAAUCGAGGGUUGGGGACGUACGGGGUCGACGUCCCCAUUUUGACAGGGUCGUUGCCCCAAUGAAUCUGACUUCAGGGGCGACGGUGAUGGUGGCGAAGGCGGCGGAGGGGGCUUCGGCUCCCAUGGAGGAGAGGAGGUGCAGGCGCCGGGCAAUGAGGAGCAGCAAGCGGCGGGAGAAGAGGAGCGGCGGGGAGGGGUGGGCAGCGGGAGAAGAGGAGGUGCGAGCGACAGAAGAGAGAGAGGAUCAGAGGGAGAGGAUGAGCAUGAGUUGGGCCCAAUUCGGUUGGCCCAGGGGGAGAGAUGGAGAGAGGGGGCGGCCCAGGGUGAGAGGUGGAGAGAGAGGACCCAAUCAGCCAGCCCAGUAACCGAUUUCUUGGAUUUGGUUGGUAGGGAAUUGUCAUGACCAUUGACCCGAUGCUUCGUCCCGGGUCAUCGAUCCGGAAUCCUUGGGAUCGUGUACCAUGUCGUGAAUUGUCGUCUUGAGGAGGCGUGUAUUACCGCAGGCAAAAGAAAUCUUCUGAGCCCAACAGCAGUGGUUUUGCACUGCCUGUUGCAAAUAGCAUUGGCAGUUGGGGAUACGGCAGUGCUAGCAAGGAUUGGGAAAAUAUUCGCCUUCGCAAGGUCCAAUUGAUCAACUUCCUUUCUAGUCUGCAACGCCCCACUGAAAAUUCUGUGAUAACCAACAAAAUGACCAAUGGCAAAAUGACCAAUCAUUCUAUGGAGCAAACAGAACAAAAAGAAAGGACAGACAUAAUAGUUCUUGAUUCAGACGAUGAGGAUGGAAACAUUGCAGGAUACGAAAAGUUGUCACCUGAGAUAAACAAACAACUGACAGCCUCUGAAUUGGCUGGUAGUUUCACAAAAUGGGUGGCAUCCAACGGGAGGGACCAAGCAAAUGAAACCAUGCUUGCUGAAGGAGACAACAACACACAAAUUAUUCCAUAUGGUCAAAGUGCAGCUUUAGUGAAUCAAUUUCCUUUGGAAACCAGCUGGCAACCAUCUAUUCAGUUUGAGAGAGUUGUGUUGCAGAAAAGGCCUGAGGAGGCGCGUAUGCAAGAUCUAGUGGCUGCUAGCAUCGCGGAGAAGAGAGCAGAAACACAAGUUUUCUUUUCGCUUCCUACGGAGAAAAAACGAAGGAGAUCAGAACCCAGGUUGCAUGUCACUGAAGAUGCUGCAACUGUCCCUAAACAAAGAAAAAGGAAAAGAAAAGGUGAUCUGGAUCCAGCAGAAGCUGAUUUCUCAUUGGAUUUACAGCAAACUGGUAUUUCAUCAGAAACAAACAUGCCUUUGGAGGAAGAGGAGAAACCAAUAAAGGAAAGUGAUGGUCUAGAAGAUUAUUGGAAAGAUUUUGCAUUGGCUGUUGAAAGCACAAAGCUUGACACAGUUGAUGAGGCAGCAAAUGAGAAAGAAGUGGAUAAUGAAAAGGAGGACAAUGACUGCACUCAUGACAUACGGAUUCAUGAAGAUUUGGGCCAUGUAUGCCGUGUCUGUGGUAUGAUUGUGAGAAGGGCUGAUUCAAUAAUUGAUUAUCAGUGGAAAAAGGCUUCAAGAAGAAGAACAAAUUUCUAUGAAGGACAUUCGAAGGAUGCUGAUGAGAUGGACUACGGUCCUGUUAAGCUGUCCGAAGAUUUCAUAGUUGCAGAUAUCGCUAUUCAUCCAAGACAUGCUAAGCAAAUGAGACCACAUCAGUUGGAAGGAUUCAACUUCUUGGUUAAGAAUUUGGUUGCAGACAAGCCUGGAGGUUGCAUUCUCGCUCAUGCCCCUGGUUCAGGGAAAACAUUUAUGCUUAUAAGUUUCAUUCAGAGCUUCCUGGCAAGGUAUCCAUCUGCAAGGCCCCUUGUUGUGCUUCCCAAAGGCAUAUUAGGUACAUGGAAGAGGGAAGUUCAACGGUGGCAAGUACAGGAUAUACCAUUGUAUGAUUUCUAUUCUGUUAAGGCUGACAAAAGAAUAGAGCAAUUGGAAGUCCUCAAAUCUUGGGAAGCCAAUAUGAGUAUACUGUUUCUUGGGUACAAGCAGUUCUCAAGAAUCAUCUCUGGAGAUGGGGGUGGCAGCGUUGCAGCUGCAUGUCGUGACAGACUGCUUAAGGUCCCCAACCUGCUGAUACUUGACGAGGGUCAUACACCUAGAAAUCGGGACACGGAUGUACUAGAAACACUGAAUAGAGUAGAAACACCACGCAAAGUGGUCCUUUCAGGUACACUUUUCCAGAAUCAUGUUGAGGAAGUGUUUAACAUCUUGAAUCUUGUUCGCCCAAAGUUUCUGAAGAUGGAGUCAUCCCGUCCUAUUAUUAGACGUAUAAUGAGUCAAGUAGCAAUAUCAGGUAGAAGUUCGAAAGGAAUUCCUGACAGUGCAUUCACUGAGUCAGUGGAAGAAACCUUGUUGAAUGAUGACAACUUCAAGAGAAAAGCUCAUGUUAUUAGAGGUCUUAGAGAACUAACAAAGGAUGUGCUUCACUACUAUAAGGGUGAUAUCUUAGAUGAACUACCUGGCUUAGUUGACUUCAGCGUGUUCUUGAAACUCACUCCCAAGCAGAAAGACAUUGUUCACAAGUUAGGAGCGUACGAGAAGUUCAAAAGAAGUGCAGUAGGGACUGCAGUGUACGUUCAUCCUUGUCUUUCAGAAAUUUCAGAAGUUAAUGCUGAGGAUAGAGCUAACAGCUUGACAGAUAAGUCAGUAGAUGCCAUGAUCGAUUCUGUCAAUGUGAGAGAUGGGGUGAAGGCCAGAUUUUUCAUUAAUAUCCUGUCACUUACUAAUUCUGCAGGAGAGAAAUUACUUGCUUUUAGCCAAUAUAUACUUCCCAUGAAAUUUUUGGAAAGGUUGCUGGUUAAGAUGAAGGGCUGGCAUGUAGGGAAAGAGAUUUUUGUGAUCUCUGGUGAUACUAGUCCAGAAGACAGAGAACUGGCAAUGGAUCAAUUUAACAACUCUGCUGAUGCAAAAGUUCUGUUCGGUUCUAUCAAGGCAUGUGGGGAGGGCAUCUCCCUUGUGGGCGCUUCAAGAGUUGUCAUCCUAGAUGUUCACCUGAAUCCAUCUGUUACCCGUCAAGCAAUUGGCCGCGCAUUUAGGCCCGGACAGCUGAAGAAAGUGUUUGUAUACAGGCUUGUAGCUGCCGAAUCUCCAGAGGAAAAGUUCCAUGAAACUGCAUUCAAGAAAGAAGUCAUACCAAAGCUAUGGUUUGAAUGGACUGAGCAUUGCACUACAGAAGACUUCAAACUGGAUCAAAUUGAUAUUGAUGACUGUGGAGAUGAACUAUUGGAUAGUAAAGCAAUGCGCCAGGAUAUCAAGGCUUUGUAUAGAAGGUAACAAGCUUGGCGGCUGAUGUACACCAUGUUCAUAUUGCAAUGCUUGUCUUCUGAGGCGAUCAUUGCUCUGAAGGUGUUACAGUGGCUCCAUUGUGGUGACAGGCCUGAGUUUGCUGCAAGCUAGGACUUUCAAUUAUUAAGUCGUUUUCAAACUAUGUUUAUCAAAUGGUUCCUGUGUAAUAUAUAUGCCGACUUGGGGUGACCACUUGUGGGCUGAUCCUCUUGACCGAUUUCUUGACUCUUAGGUCAAGUUUGAGGAUUAACACCUAUGGGUUUUUUUAACCUUUCCUGCACAACAAUAACUUAAUAAACUGUUUCCUAAA